AACAAUAAUCAAAUAUUCGAGAAAAACAGAAUAUAUCACCUCAUCCCACCGAUAAAAAAAAAGUCGAGAAGCAGAUAAAAGUAAUGGCAGGCAAUACUCAACAACAAAAACAGCAACAGCAACAGCAACAACAAAAGAACAAUGACGAAAAUAGCAGCAGCAGUGGUAGCCAGCCAGACACUUCAGCCGAAGUGCCGGUGAAAAUGAAUUCAAACAGCCCUCCCAUGGCUGUCCUGCCACUGAAUUCGAGUUCAAAACUGGACCAAGAGCCAAACCCAUUCGAACAGAGCUUCUCUGGCGCAGCAGCCGUGGUUGCCCAGAGUCCAAACAACAGCAGCACCACUUCGAGCACGACCAAAGACAAGGACAAAAACCAACCGGAGACACCCAAUAAACCGGUCUUGCCGCCAGUGGCAUCCAUCACGAGUCCAGCCCCGCACUCGCUCAUUGGCAAUGGCGUCUUGCCCAAAGAUGUUACAAACCAGUUUGCGUGGGAUAGUUUGCGCACAGGGCCCCUUUCGCCAUCCAUGCUGGCCGGCCCUACAAAGCCGACUGACAUGGCCUAUAUGGUCAAUGAUCGACAACAACAACAACAACCACAACAACAAACGACGUUUAUUCAACAACAACAACAACCUGGUUAUACAGAAUCCAAUCAUCAAGCACAACCUUAUAAUAACAGUCCAGCCAUGUUUGUCAAACAACAGAAUGGUCAUCCACAGCAACGACAACAACAACAACAACGAGCGUCACCCCGUCGACAACGACAACAGUCAUUUAAUACCGAUAAAGACAGCACUGAUGGAGGAGAGUCGAGCAGCAAAGCAGGGACUCGCCGAAAGGCAGCAGCUGCAGCAGCAGACCAAGACGACGACGACGACGAUGAUGAUGGCAAGAGUAAUAGCACAGCGAAUGGCAAGAAGAAGGCGCGUACUCGAGAAAAGACGGCCGAGGAUGAGGAGAAGCGAAAGAACUUUUUGGAACGAAACCGGAUAGCCGCACUCAAGUGUCGACAACGGAAGAAGCAAUGGCUCAACAACCUGCAACAAAAGGUGGAAAUGCUCUCCAACGAAAACGAACAGCUUCAAGUACAAGCCGAAACGAUGCGAGAGGAAAUAGUCAACUUGAAGACGCUGUUAUUAGCACACAAGGACUGUCCGGUUGCACAGAGCAAUGGAUUCACUGCUGCCAACGUGCAGAAAUCGAUACCCACAGUGAUGCCUCAACAAGUCGUUCGUCAUCCUGCAAGUGCGUCGGUUGGUAAUGGUGGUGGUCCUGUUGGGGGACCCUCCGCAGCAGCAGUAGCAGCAGCACAAGCACAAGCACAAGCACAAGCAGGUGGUCGUCCAGUGUAUGGUCAACAGCAACAACCCUAUGCUCCUGCUGAUCGACCUGGAGGAGGAGGGGCUAGUGCACCACCACCACCACCACCACCUACGUCGCAACCCAUCCAUUCAUCAGCCCCGGCUCCUUAUACGUCUUCACACCAGCAGCAGCAACAACAACAGCAGCAUUUCCAAGCACCGGUGACGAGCAUGAUGGGGUUACCGAUGCAGCCACAGACGGCACACCAUCCAGCACCACAGCAGCAAGGCAUGAUGGCUGGUGGUGGUGGUGGUGGUGGUGGCACUAGCAUUUUGCGAUUCUAACGAUAAUUAUGCUUAUAUUUUCUCAUCACAUACUUCUUUUCACUACCAUGUCGGGAACAAAUUAAAAUAGGGCUCCCCUCACUCCCUCUCUCACUCUCCCCGUCCGUAUAUUCCACACAACCUCUCUAUUCCAUGCAUACUUAUACUUUUUUUUCACACACACACACACACAUAUUGACUUGAGCUUAUUGGCUAAAGUUUUCACGGUAUAUAGCUCUUCUUCCUACUUUUUUUUCUUUCUUCUUCUUUUCUUUUCUACUUUUGCAUAC
Molecule: messenger RNA, 1918 nt
Organism: Zychaea mexicana
Lineage: Eukaryota; Fungi; Mucoromycota; Mucoromycetes; Mucorales; Lichtheimiaceae
Exons: 4
Coding region: 84-1649 (521 amino acids)
Biological process (GO): regulation of transcription by RNA polymerase II
Molecular function (GO): RNA polymerase II cis-regulatory region sequence-specific DNA binding; DNA-binding transcription factor activity, RNA polymerase II-specific
Source: RefSeq, a predicted model, not a curated record